Molecule: messenger RNA, 831 nt
Organism: Rhagoletis pomonella (apple maggot)
Lineage: Eukaryota; Metazoa; Arthropoda; Insecta; Diptera; Tephritidae
Product: circadian clock-controlled protein daywake-like
Exons: 6
Coding region: 1-831 (276 amino acids)
Source: RefSeq, a predicted model, not a curated record
AUGUCGCUGGCUCUGAGUCUUUACUUUCUUGUGAUUUCCUGUUUCUAUACAAUUAGGGCCGAUGAUGAGCCCUUUCUUACAGAUCCGCCAGAUUACAUCAAAGAAUGUCAAAUAGCUGACAAACAUUUUAUUAACUGUUCCACGCAAAGCAUACAACAAUUAUUCGACAAGCUAAACGACGGCAUACCCGGUUUGAAUAGUAUCAAAAGCUUCGAUCCAUUCUAUCUAAACCGGAUACGUAUUACGCAAGGCAACAGCAAUGCGAUCAACUUGAAAGUCGAGUUGGCCAAUGUGAAAAUCAAUGGAUUCGGACGUACAAAUGUGUUGGAGAGUGUCGUUUAUCCGAAAGACUACAGCUGGAAAACUACUUUUAUGCUGCCCGAAAUGAAAUUGCAAGGCGACUACAGCCUCUUUGGGCGCAUUUUGUUGAUACCCUUGAAUGGGCAUGGCGAAGUCUUCCUGGAAGCAGAAAAUAUGACCGUCGUUAUGCACUCGAAGACACGACUUUAUGAAAAGGGUGGCUUCACCUUCUACAACGUUACAAAUAUUCGAGUGGACUUUAAAAUCGACGGCUUGAAAUCGUAUUUCUCGAAUCUUUUCAAUGGUAACAAGCAGUUGGAGGACAGCACUAAUAAAUUCUUUAAUGACAACUGGCGCAUGCUGGCCGAUGCUCUAUAUACCGUUAUCACGCAAACGAUCGAGGAUAUUUUAUUGGAUGUAUUGAAGAAAAUCUUCCAUUAUAUACCAGCCAAUUUCUUCGUCAGCGAUAUACCAACUUCUAAGCAGUUGUAUGGCACUAAAGCGACAGCGGAUACAAAGCGACCUAAAUAA